AUGUGCGGAAUCUUUGCCUGCCAUGGCCACCCGCAGGUCACCGAAUUCAAGACAAAAGCCCUCCAGUGUGUAAAAUGUUUACGACACCGAGGGCCAGACUGGUCAGGAAACUGGAUUGGCAACAACACUAUCCUAUGCCACGAACGCCUUAGUAUAGUGGGUGUGGAUUCGGGUGCGCAGCCACUAGUCAACGACGACAAUACCAUUGCUCUAGCAGUCAAUGGCGAAAUUUAUAAUCACAGAAUAAUACGGAAAACCCUCAAGUCACCCUAUCACUUCAAAACCAACUCAGAUUGCGAAGUGAUCAUUCCACUCUAUCAACAGUAUGGAAUUGACGCGCCAAAGCACCUGGAUGGCAUGUUCUCGUUCGUGCUGUAUGAUAAGGAGCAGGAUCGCACGAUAGCCGCCAGAGAUCCAAUUGGCAUCACAUCUUUUUACAUUGGUCGAGAUAGUAAAGUGCCUGGCGCUGUCUACUUUGCAUCUGAAUUGAAAGCACUUGCUCCUGUUACAGAUAAAAUAGAUUUCUUCCCACCAGGUCAUGUAUAUGACUCCAAGACGGACAAAAUUACCAGAUAUUUCGAGCCUACCUGGUGGGACGGGGAUCGUGUACCAGAAACGCCAAUUGAUUACAAGCUAAUUAGGCAGACCCUGGAGAGAUCAACGCGCAAACGACUUAUGGCCGAGGUCCCGUACGGUGUACUCCUAUCUGGGGGUCUUGAUUCGAGUCUGACUGCUUCUAUUGCGCAGCGAGAGACAUUACGGCAACAAGCAGUUGCAGGAGCACAAACCAACGGUCACAAGAGCGAGAACGAUAAGCUGGUUGGUAUUGACGACGAAAACGACCUGACCACUGUUACAUUCCUUCCGCAACUGCACUCUUUCUCAAUCGGCUUGCCAGGCGCACCUGACACUAAAGCCGCACUCGAAGUCGCUAAGUUUUUGGGAACCAAGCAUCACGACAUGACCUUUACCAUUCAAGAAGGCAUAGACGCCUUGAGCGAUGUCAUCUACCACCUCGAGUCCUUCGACGUAACGACUAUCCGAGCCUCCACGCCGAUGUAUCUACUCAGUAGGAAGAUCAAAGCAAUGGGGGUCAAGAUGGUGCUAUCAGGAGAAGGCUCUGACGAAAUAUUCGGGGGUUAUCUAUACUUUCACGCUGCGCCAAACAAGGCAGAAUUCCACAAGGAAACUGUGAGAAGAGUUAAGAAUCUGCACCUUGCAGACUGCUUGCGGGCCAAUAAAUCCACAUCAGCUUGGGGACUGGAAGCUCGAGUGCCAUUCUUGGACAAGCAGUUUUUGGAGGUCUGCAUGAACAUUGACCCACAAGAAAAGAUGAUCACGAAAGAUAGAAUCGAGAAAUACAUACUGCGAAAGGCCUUCGACACAACGGACGAGCCUGACGUGGAACCCUAUCUUCCCGACCACAUCCUCUGGAGACAAAAGGAGCAAUUCAGUGAUGGUGUCGGUUAUGGUUGGAUUGAUGCCCUCAAAGACAACGCUGAGCUUCAUGUCACAGAUGAGAUGAUGAAGAACCCUAAGCCCGAAUGGGGAUCCGACAUCCCAGAUAGCAAGGAGGCAUACUGGUACCGCACAAUGUUUGAUGAGCACUUCCCACCAUACUGCGCCAGCACCGUUAUGAGAUGGACACCCACAUGGUCACACCAGUCAGACCCUUCGGGCAGAGCUAUUGCAACACAUGUUGCCAAAUACGAAAACUCAGGAUAA
Messenger RNA from Lithohypha guttulata, 1725 nucleotides. RefSeq names its product asparagine synthetase (gene ASN1). The record is from RefSeq and is a predicted model, not a curated record. Gene Ontology annotation, molecular function: asparagine synthase (glutamine-hydrolyzing) activity. Bases 1 to 1725 code for a protein of 574 amino acids. The transcript is spliced from 2 exons. Gene Ontology annotation, cellular component: cytosol. NCBI's taxonomy places the organism in Eukaryota, Fungi, Ascomycota, Eurotiomycetes, Chaetothyriales, Trichomeriaceae.